Encephalitozoon intestinalis ATCC 50506 is the source of this 2241-nucleotide messenger RNA. Its product is annotated as ubiquitin protein ligase E3A. Gene Ontology annotation, biological process: protein polyubiquitination. NCBI's taxonomy places the organism in Eukaryota, Fungi, Microsporidia, Unikaryonidae. The transcript has a single exon. The coding region runs from base 1 to 2241 and encodes 746 amino acids. The record is from RefSeq and is a predicted model, not a curated record. Gene Ontology annotation, molecular function: ubiquitin protein ligase activity.
AUGAACUCAUGUCUCAAGGAUGAAUACAGGCGGCAGUUGAUGGGAGAUUGCAAUCAGAUGCCUUGCCAUAAGGUGUUCUGCAGAGGAGGUCUAAAGGACGAGGUGGUUGAGGCAUUAUCAGAACUGCUUUCAAGGUAUGGAGAUGUGUUUCUAUGCAGAAACAUAUGCAAAACCAUUGAUGAAGCUUCUGGAAGAAGCUUAGGAGAAGAUGGAGACAUAAUCCUAGACUUUUUCUUUUGCAUAAAUGGAAUGGGCCCCAAAAGAGGACCUGCUUCGGAAAUCAGGACUUGCGAAGAUGACGAUGGUGCAAGGAAGCCCCGAACGAAAAACGAAGAAGACAAAGGCGUCUUAAGGCUUGAGGGAGGAAUGGAGUCAAUGGAAUGGGCCAAGAGAAAGUUUAAGAAGAAAGGUGUUCCUUUGUUCAAAAAUAAGACCGGGAAUAGAUUUGGAUGCUUGAAAAUCAACGAGAUGAAGGAUGAGUUUGAUGGAGCAGGUCGGCUCGACCACAGUAUUUGUACUCUUAUAUCCAGAAAAGAAGAAAUCUCAGAGGAGAAAAGAUACAUUCUUAUUGGUGUGCUCCAUCUACUUCUCAAGAAGUAUGAAAACUCUCUUCAUCUAACUCUUGGAAUGAUGAUUAUCAGAAUUUAUUACUCGAUAAGUAGAUAUGAUGAUAUUGAAGAGAUAUAUUAUCCAAUAUUGUACAAGGUGUUCUGUAAUAUACGUAGUUUGUACAGUGAAAUGCUUAAGAAGACUUCGCUCAGUGAAGGCAUAGGUUGCGAAGGAGGAAAGAUAGACAUGAGAGAAGGCCGGGCUAUUUGCCUUUACCUCCCCAGGUUUACAAGGCUUGAUCUUUCGAUGCUUGUAGACAACAUAACUACUACUCUUAAUUCUGAGGAGGUGAUUGACAGCCGAGAAAGUAAGAGAGUUGAUAAUCUCCUAGGAAUGCUCCAUAUGCUAUAUCUUAUAAAUGAGGAGUGUGGUUUCCUCAGCUACAAAAAAUUCUAUCUAUCUGCCUUUUGUUCCCGGAUGAACUUCCGUGAGGAAUUCAAGCACUUCAGAACAAGGUCGAAGACACCUCUUAAUUUUCCCUUUAUCCUUCCUGUCCACAUCAAGGCAGAGCUGAUUAAGUAUGAAAAUAACGACAAGAUGAAGACAUCUUUACAAGAUUCCUUUUUUAAGUCUCUAUUUGAGGGGCAUGUAGAUCCAUAUCUGUUCAUUACCGUCAAUAGAGAAACCGUGUAUAGAGAUAGCAUAGAAAUAUUCAAGAAGAUGAAUGUCCUGGAUGCUAAGAAGCAGCUUAGAACCACAUUCAAAAACGAGGAAGGAGUUGACUCCGGAGGAAUAAGAAAAGAGUAUUUCCAGCUACUGAGCCAGGAAAUCAAGGAAGACGAAAGGCUGUUUGAACACACAGAGAACCGAAUCUGGAUCAGGCCCCAUAAAGGGGAUGAAGAGGAAUACGAAGCUAUUGGAAGAAUAAUUGCCAUUGCAUUUUACAACAACAUUGUCUUAAACAUUCCAUUUCCAAGCCUAUUCUUCAAGAAGCUUCUUGAUAGAAAGCCAACCCUCGAUGAUCUUAGAGAGAUAUCUUCUGGUAUAGCCACAUCGCUGAGGAACCUCAAAAGACUUUCAAAGGAUGAAAUAAACGGACUAGAUCUCCGAUUUGUUGCGGAGCAUAUAGUCGAUGGAACUACAAGAAUAUAUCCUCUUGUGAAGAAUGGAAAAAACAUAAAGCUGACAUCGGAAAACAUGAAACUGUUUAUUGAAAAAUAUAUCGAGUUCCAUACAGACACUCUUAUAAAGCCUCAGUUCGAAGCCAUUAGGAGAGGAUUCUACUCCAUAAUAGACAGGGACAAAAUGGUAUACUUGGAUCCAAAGGAAUUGGAGAAGAUAAUGAUGGGGUCGAAUACAUUUGACAUCAAAGCAAUAAGAUCCACCACCACAUACUCCGGAUUCCAGGAAGAUUCCCCAAUCAUCACAUACUUCUGGGAAAUAUUCGAGGCUCUGAACAGGAAGAAAAAGAAAAAGCUUCUUCAGUUCAUUACGGGAAACGACAGGAUACCUGUCUCCGGCUCUGCAUCGCUGAAGCUCAUCAUAAUGAAAAACGGAUGCGAUACGGACAGACUCCCCUCCUCGCAAACAUGUUUCAACACACUUCUACUCCCCGAGUAUUCAUCCAAAAGGAAGUUGGAGAAAAAACUUGAAACUGCACUAGAGCUCACUGCAGGAUUCUUCCUUCUCUGA